This is a messenger RNA of Cygnus olor (mute swan), 3360 nucleotides long. It is a transcript of the gene TRIM55, whose product is annotated as tripartite motif containing 55. The record is from RefSeq and is a predicted model, not a curated record. The transcript is spliced from 10 exons. Gene Ontology annotation, molecular function: zinc ion binding. Bases 337 to 1977 code for a protein of 546 amino acids. NCBI's taxonomy places the organism in Eukaryota, Metazoa, Chordata, Aves, Anseriformes, Anatidae.
AGAUGGCGCUUGCUUAUCGCUUGGCCUCCUCCCAGGGGGGUGAAGGCUGCCAUGUGCGAGUGAGGAGAGCCAGGGCCCUGCGGCCACCCCCCCGGUCCCCCGGGAGCCGUCACCUGUCCCAGCCUGUCCUCCUCUCACGCGCUUAUAUGGGCACGGCUGAAUGGCAUCUCGUGACGCCGCGCUGCUAAAAACAGCCCCGGCUCCCCUCGGCACCCCGUUUAAACAAUGUCCUCCAGUGAGCACAGCCCAGAGAGCCUCUGAUCGCAGCGGAGCCUUGGAUUUAUUUCAAGGGAAAUUAACCCGGAAACCGACCUGCGACGCCGUGAUCUGGAGCGUAUGCCCCUGGAAAAGCUAGGCAUGAGCACCUCCCUGAACUACAAGUCCUUCUCCAAAGAGCAGCAGACCAUGGAUAACCUGGAGAAGCAGCUGAUUUGCCCCAUCUGUUUGGAGAUGUUCACCAAGCCGGUGGUCAUCCUGCCCUGCCAGCACAACCUGUGUAGGAAGUGCGCCAGCGACAUUUUCCAGGCCUCGAACCCCUACCUGCCCACCAGGGGAGGCACGACCGUGGCUUCGGGAGGCCGGUUUCGCUGCCCCUCAUGCAGGCAUGAAGUGGUCCUUGACCGGCACGGCGUGUACGGGCUGCAGAGGAACCUGCUGGUGGAGAACAUCAUCGACAUAUACAAGCAGGAGUCCACAAGGCCUGAAAGGAAAUGUGACCAGCCAAUGUGUGAAGAGCAUGAAGAUGAGAGAAUUAAUAUCUAUUGUUUGAACUGUGAAAUGCCCACCUGCUCCUUGUGCAAAGUCUUUGGUGCCCACAAAGACUGCCAGGUUGCUCCUCUCACAAACGUUUACCAGAGACAGAAGUCCGAGCUGAGUGACGGCAUCGCAGUCCUGGUGGGGAGCAACGACAGAGUGCAAGGGAUAGUCUCGCAGCUGGAGGAGACCUGCAAGACAGUUGAGGAAUGCUGCAGACGACAGAAAGAACAGCUGUGUGAAAAAUUUGAUUAUCUCUAUUCUGUACUGGAAGAAAGAAAAAACGAGAUGACACAAAUAAUCACUAGAACCCAAGAGGAGAAACUGGAACACGUCCGCUCCCUGAUGAAGAAGUAUGCGGAUCAUUUGGAAGCUGUGUCAAAGCUGGUGGAAUCAGGAAUCCAGUUCAUGGAAGAACCAGAAAUGGCUGUGUUUUUGCAGAAUGCCAAAACAUUGCUACAAAAAAUUACUGAAGCAUCUAAAGGAUUUCAAAUGGAAAAAAUAGAGGAUGGGUAUGAAAAUAUGAACCAGUUCACUGUGAACCUCAGUAGAGAAGAAAAGAUAAUAAGAGAAAUUGAUUUUGACAGAGAGGAGGAGGUGGAAGAGGAAGAGGAGGAGACAGUGGAUGGGGAAGAUUUGGAUGAAGUCCACACAGAGUCAUCAGGAGAGGAAGAAGAGGAAGAGGAGAAGGAGGAGGAGGAAGGGGCUGAGAGAGCAUCACAGCCGCCUCAGCAGGACCCUGAACCACAGAGUGCAGCAGGCGAGCCCCCAGCCGAACCUGCCCCAGCACCACAGCUUGCCCCCCCAGCUGGCCAGGAUGAGGUUGUGACACCAAGUGGCUCUCAACAGACUGCAGAGUCUGACAGUCCAGUGCCACCCGCGGCAGAAACCGUCGACCCCUUGUUUUACCCUAGCUGGUAUAAGGCUCAGCCGCGGCAAGCAAGCAGCCCGAGCUCAACCCCCGGGAGCGGGCUGGGGAAAGUAGGGGCUCCCGUUUCUCUGGAAACAAGUGCAAAGAAGGCAGAAGCCCCGGAAGCGGCAGCAGUGGAGGAGAGCGCGCCGGGGAGCGGUAAGGAAAGUAAUGCCACUGCAGCGACAUCCAAGACUGGCUCUGAACCGUCCCCUCAAGGACGAGCGGAGGAAACUCCCGUGAGCAAUGAGAGGGGUGGCGAGCCGGCUCGUCAUGUCUUCUCCUUCUCCUGGUUGAACUCACUGAAUGAAUGAUGACUCACUCCGGCUGGCUUCUGGUGUGCUCCUCGGAAGGACCGCAAGCGCAGGCAGCCUGGCUGGAAUCGACAAAGAAGCUGGCCUGGAAAGGGACAUCCGAGCAGGUUUCGUUCCCGGGAACUCAGUUGACCUCCACAUCGUGCCCGGCCCUUGAGACGACAGAGUCGCGACAGGGGUGGGAGCGUGGGGACAAAUUGCUGUACUUCAGUGUAUCAGAGUGUUUUCCAGUUUCUGGUUUCCAAGGGAAAAGCAGCAUCGCUACAGCUGCAGGAUGAGCACUGCUACUGUUUUGUUAGUCACUCACUUUUUGGCACGUCCCCGUGUAGGUGUAACUGCUUCACUGAUGUUAGCUAAAACGCUGCUGUGAUGUUCACCAGGAGCAUCCUGUGCCAGCCCAGCAUUUCCCCUCGGUACCCUCCCGUGUCCAGCCUGUGGGGUGACCUCGGUGCCACUGCCACCCCCUUGGCACCCCAAAGUCACAUCUGGGUUACAUUUGGGCACCACCUGUGGUCCCCGGUCCCCGAGAUGCAUCAGCACAUCCCAUGCUGCAGAGGCCGAGCACAGGAGGGGUGAGGGAAGCCGCUGCUUCUUCCUUCUCCCCUUGCACUCACUUUUCCUGCCAAGCCGCAGCGGGUGAUGCUCACCUGCACAGAUUUCGGGCGGGGAGGGACGAGGAAGGUGUGUGCGCGUCAGGCACCCAUGCGGGACAGCUCUGAGCGUGUGGGGCCGAUGCUAGGGAGCGCCUCGGGUGCGGUGAGGUGGCGCAGAGCUGUGCCUUCAGGUUUUCACUCGAAGGCCCCACGGCACGCCGUGGGAAGGGCGAACGCCGGCCUGCAGGGCAGGAGAGGAGCCGUGCGGCCAAACCAGGUUCCACGCACGGGAGACCUGCGCUGAAGGUGACACCGUGCCUUUUGUCACCCAGCUCUCGGCAGCCCUUAAGGGACACCGGGCGGCUGCCGGGGGGACCGAGCGCCGCAGGGACCAGGCGUCGGGCUCCGGGCAGGGACGGAAGGAGCCGAGCCCGGCCCCGGGCUCGCAGCGCCCCGCAGGGGGGGCACCGUCGGGGACGGGGCUGAGCAGCCCCCGGGGGGCACGGGGGAGCCUGGCGGGGCCACCCCCGGUCCCUGCCUCUUUGGGACUGCAGCCCUGCUUUGUGGCCGUUUCCCCCCAAAAUGCCCCGUGAGGUCCGGGCAGGGCCACGGGGACCGGGGCCGUUUGCAGCUGCUGGGGGGUGCUAAUUGCAAUUAAUCGUAAUUAGGGCUAAAGCAGAGCCCGUGCGGGACCACGCUCCGCUCUGCUCCCCUCGCACCCCGCACGGCGGGGGCGGCUUUGGGGCUCGCCCCGGGGUGCCUAGGCAAGAAAGUCUAGCCAGCCAUGGUU